Messenger RNA from Paramecium tetraurelia, 606 nucleotides. RefSeq lists its product as uncharacterized. Lineage: Eukaryota; Ciliophora; Oligohymenophorea; Peniculida; Parameciidae. The transcript has a single exon. The record is from RefSeq and is a predicted model, not a curated record.
AUGAGUAAGGAGAUUCUUCCAAUAAUUCACUUUGAUAAACAGACUCUUACGACCAAAUCAAAGACUUAAAUGAGUUCCCAAAGUAGGAACCUCAUUUACAAGACUCUCUAUGUACCCAAGGAUGAGAAGAAUACUCAUGUUAACAGUUCCAUCAAAACUGAAAAUGAAUCAUAUGAUUAUGUGGUGAACUAAUUACAUCAGCACAAGUAACUGAGACUGCCUCCUUCUAGAUUAAUUAAUUAAUUAAGGAGAUAGAAGAUGAAUGUAGAUAAAAUCCCCAGACCUAAAGCAAAAAAGUUAUCAAAACCAUCCUUUUCAAUUAAUUUAAAUACUAAAGAUAAACACUAAUUAUAAAAAUAAAUAUGUAAUUAUGUGUAAUAAGCAAACAAGUUACAAUAAUAUAAGUUGUCUUCUAUUCAUUCAAGAAGAUAGGAUUUUAAGCCCUAUUUUAAUUUUGAUGAGUUUUCAUUCAUGGAUGAAAUAUUUCCCCAUUCGAAUCUGGUUAAAAAGAAAUUUGGAUUAAAUGAGUAAAUCAUGUUCAGAAAUUCUAUGGGUUUGGAAAAAGUAAUUUUAUAAAGGAUUAUUUAAUCAUAAGAGGAUGAAUGA